AUGGCAGGCAAAAAGAGAGAAAUCCAGCUACAGGCAGUGAUCAAUAGUCAAACCCUAUGGGAUGAGAUGUUGCAGAACAAAGGUCUCACAGUGAUCGAUGUUUAUCAAGCCUGGUGUGGACCUUGUAAAGCAAUGCAGACUUUAUUCAGAAAAUUGAAAAAUGAGCUGAAUGAAGAUGAAAUUCUACAUUUUGCUGUUGCAGAAGCUGACAACAUUGUGACUUUGCAACCAUUUAAAGAUAAAUGUGAACCUAUUUUUCUCUUUAGUCUUUAUUCAGAAAUUGCAAUUGUAGACUCAGAUUCAGAAGAUGCUGGGGAAGGAGUAAGUGAAAAUCCUGAGAAUCUUUAUGAGCUUGCUAUUAUCAAACCUGAUGCUGUAAUUACUGGAAAAGCUGUAGAAAUUAGAGAACAUAUUAUCAAGGCAGGAUUUACCAUAGAAGCAGAGGAUAAGAGAUUUCUCACUGAAGAGCAAGUAAGGGACUUCUACAGUUCUAUAGCAAAUGAGCCUGACUUUGAAGAUUUUGUUUCUUUCAUGACAAGAGCCCUAAGCUAUAUUAUGGUUGUAUCUCAAGGAAAUGAGCUGCCUUCCCAGAAAGACACUAAACAUAAUUCUGAGAUGCAAACUAACAAAUUCUUUGAGGAUUAUGAAAUGGAAAUUAAAUCUAAACCUGUGAUAAGGAAGAUAAAGCGAGACAGUUUGCAAGGAUAUCUGGAAAGAAAACAUUUAUCUCAUUUUUGUGAUGUUGAAGAUAAUAUAGAUAAUGUUAAUAAGUUUAUUGACAUAUUUUUUCCUGAUUUUAAAAAUACGAAAAGUUUUAAAUCAGAAAGGAUACUGGCAUUAAUUCGACCAGAUCUCCUUAAAGAACGAAAAGAGGAUGUUUUGAAUAUUAUUGAAGAAAAUGGCUUUAAAAUACAGAUGCAAAGACAAUUAGUAUUAUCAGAAGUUGAAGCACAAACACUGUGUAAAGAAUAUGAAAAUAAAAGUUAUUUUGGAAAUCUUAUAGAAAACAUGACCAGUGGUCCAUCUCUAGCUCUUGUUUUAUUAAGGGACAAUGGAUUAAAACACUGGAAAGAGUUAGUAGGUCCAAGCACCGUUGAAAAAGCCAUAGACUGUGAUCCAAUGAGUUUAUGUGCACAAUUUGCAAUGGAGGGUUUGCCUAUCAAUCAGUUAUAUGGAAGUGAUUCCUUAGAAACUGCUGAAAGGGAUAUACAGUAUUUCUUUCCUCCUCAAACCACUUUUGUACUGAUUAAACCACAUAUACCAGUUGAAGAAAGAAGGGAGAUACUAAAGCGUAUCAAAGAGGAUGGAUUUGAUAUAACACAGGCAAAGGAAAUGGCCCUAAAUGAAGAGCAAGUUGGAAAAAUUUAUUCAAAAGUAACAGGAAAGGAGUUUUAUAAAGAUCUAUUGGAAAUAUUUUCUGAGGGUCCAUCUCUGGUCAUGGUUCUGACCAAGUGGAAUGCUAUUUCAGAAUGGAGAAGACUGAUGGGACCCACAGACCCAGAGGAAGCAAAACUCCUAUCUCCAGAUUCUAUCCGAGCCCAAUUUGGAGUUAGUAUUUUGAAAAAUGCUGUCCAUGGAGCAUCUAAUGCCUAUGAUGCAAUGGAGUCCAUUAAUUACUUAUUUCCAAUGUUUGAGAAUCCUGAGAAAAACUAA
Messenger RNA from Condylura cristata (star-nosed mole), 1653 nucleotides. It is a transcript of the gene NME8, whose product is annotated as NME/NM23 family member 8. Bases 1 to 1653 code for a protein of 550 amino acids. The record is from RefSeq and is a predicted model, not a curated record. Lineage: Eukaryota; Metazoa; Chordata; Mammalia; Eulipotyphla; Talpidae. The transcript has 14 exons.